CGGCGCGCGCGCGGCGGGAGCGGCGGGAGGAGGAGGAGGAAGGAGAGGAAAGAAAGUAGCAGGAGGAAGAUGAGGAGCACGGCGCCUCGCAGCACUUUGCGGAAAAUAAUAAAGAAGCAUAAGCCGCAGUUACGCCUGGCGGCGAACGCCGACCUGCUGGUUCAUUUGAACUUCUUACUGUUUCUCCAUCGGCUAGCAGAAGAAGCCCGGACAAAUGCUUUUGAGAACAAAAGUAAAAUAAUUAAACCUGAGCACACCAUAUCUGCAGCGAAGGUUAUUUUAAAGAAAAGCAGAGGCUAGAAAACAGACCACUGGAAUUUUAAAGGACAUUUUUCAUGUUUUCUGACUAACUUGAGUUAUACUGUAAGCCAGCUGUGUAGCACUUGUGGAACUAUGUAGUUUUGUUGAUAUCUAUCUCCUGACUAUCUUGCUGUUUCUUUAAAAAAAAAAUUAAAAAAAUCUUAGAAUGUAUAUUUUCAUACACUUCAUGCAUAAUUUUAAACUGUGUAUCACUUGUCAUUUAAGACUUUUGAUGUACCUUAUUUCAUAAUGAUGAAGGAAUGCUUGUACCAUAGAUAUCCUUCAGGUACAAUCUGGCAUUUAUUACUAGAAGUGUGAAACUUCUUAAAGGGAACAGUAGUUAAAAAAAACUCAACAGGUUUCACUAAAUCCAGUAUAGAUUGUGCAGUUCAGAGCAGAUUUACUAGCUAAACAAAAUUAUGGCUUUCAAAACAAUUACUGUAGAAACAAGUAUAUUAAAUACCUUGUCUUCAGUUUAUUUAUAAAUGUCUUGAUAAUUUUAAAAUUGCUUUGAAAAGUAGAUUAAAACUUCUGAGUUCUGGGGAAAGAAUACAUAGUUGCUAUUUUAAAUCAUGGUCUGAACUCUUAAGCUGACCUGUUGAUGUAGUAUAUGUGACAACUUGGUGGUCUGUAAUUCGGUCGGUGUGGACAGACGCACAGGUUAUGAAAAAGGAAAGGUCUGGCACAGCUGAUGUUUUCGAAGUUAGAUCUUGUAAAAAUAACAAAGAUAAGUUGGCAUGAGUGACAAGCUAUUUCCUUCUCUCUUUUGAGUGUCAUACUAACUUGUCAGAAGUCUGUAAAUGUACAUUAUGCAAAAAUGUCUUCUUAAUAUAAUAUUCUGUUCCUAUUCUGAUAUUUGUAAUCAUUUACUGAACACUUUGCUUAAAAAAAAAUAAAGUUAUAGAUGAAUCUUAGAGUUUGAGCUGAUAAUGCAGUUUUGUGGAAUUAUAUGGUAGCUGAUCCUUGAUACGCACAGUGAACUAUUCUUAAAAUAAAGAACCUUUAAAAGUGUUA
Messenger RNA from Parus major (Great Tit), 1314 nucleotides. It is a transcript of the gene CENPW, whose product is annotated as centromere protein W. Gene Ontology annotation, biological process: chromosome segregation; kinetochore assembly; mitotic cell cycle. Bases 70 to 300 code for a protein of 76 amino acids. The record is from RefSeq and is a predicted model, not a curated record. Lineage: Eukaryota; Metazoa; Chordata; Aves; Passeriformes; Paridae. Gene Ontology annotation, molecular function: DNA binding; protein heterodimerization activity. Gene Ontology annotation, cellular component: nucleoplasm; kinetochore. The transcript is spliced from 3 exons.